AUGCCUUGAAAGUGGAAACGCGUCCAAGUUAGCUGUUGACGGAAGAACACUACGCAGGCCCACUUUCAAUACAAUUUCGAGACUGUCAGUACCUAUUAACGUGGGUUGGGCUAAAAUUAGUCGAAUAUCAAUUCCAUCGCUAUCCUGCAAUUGGUGAGAAAAAGGGUUUGGAUUUAAGUUUUUUGGAACCCACAGAGAAUUUCUUGUUAACGCUCCAGGUCCGGGCAGUUCUACAUGGUUCAUGUUUGUAUUGCAAAUCCUUGUCGAGCUGUUUUAACGAAUUGGACGGAAAACUACGAGUUCAAAUUCCAACGCAGAAAAUUCCAGCGCACGGAUGGGGGGUGAAAACAUGACCUAGCAACCAACGUGUCUGGUCAUGAAAUAAGUUGUCCACCGGCCGCCUAAGAGUUAGCUGUUCCUUGAGCGGAAAUAACUUCGCAGUACCGAUUUUGGGUGCUAUAAAGUUUUAUUACUUGUUGACUAAAUAUUUGUCGACAGAAUAGCCUACAUGUAAGGAAAGGGUGUUUUACAUGUAUGCACGCAUAGUGCGGUGCGUUGUAUUUAAAUGAAGGUAAUUCAAAUCCAGGAUCUGAAACGUAAACGGAAAGGGGAAGACAGCUGGCAACCAGACAACGGGCUGCGCAAAACUGUCUACAAGACUCUCUCUGUGUCGCUCUCUCUCCCUCCCUCUUUCUCUCUCGCUGAUAGAGGCGUGUCUAGAAGGGGUAGGAAUGUAGCUAUCACGCGUCUUACCUGUAUUGUAGAAGGAGCGUGGUUGCGAGGCGGACAUAUAAACAUUCGCUGCUGAUUUUAGAGCCAUAAAAAAACAAUCAGUUGGGCAUGGAGAGAACCGACCGCAGGCGACGGAGCCUGCAGGACUUCAGGCGGAGAGAUUCUCUCAGAAUCCCGGCCGGAAGUAUGUGGCAGGACCCCCUGGCCAUCGAGCUGAGCAGCGCAAAUAAAGGAAUCGUCUCGCCGCGCACUCGGUCGAGGGCAUUGUCGGUGGUUUACGUCGUGGUCGAGGACGCGUCGCUGCCGCAGACCGAGGAGAACCUGUCGCUGAAGUGCCUGAAAGAAGCGUGCGCCGACGCGCGCGCUGUCUUCAAAACUAUUCCCUUCGAAAGAAUUGCGCUCGGGACUACGGAUAUUCUGGAUAGCUUUUAUAAUGCAGAUGUCGCCGUCGUGGAGAUGAGCGACUCCUUUUGUCAACCCUCGCUGUUCUACCACCUUGGCGUGAGAGAGAGUUUCAGCAUGACCAAUAACAUCAUUUUGUAUUGCAACAAGCAGGACAACGACCUGCAAGCGCUGAAGGAGCAGUGUGGGAGCUACACCUUCCUGCCGUACGUGGUGUCCCCGCAGGGGAAGGUGUUCGCCUGUGAUGCUGGGAUGGCCACCAGCAUUAAGGAGCUGAUGAGGCCCAGCUUCAAACUGGAGCCCCUGCUCACCCCACUGGUGGACCAGCUCGUCCGGCUGCUGGACAGCGUCCAAAUAAACUUCAGUGAGUAUUUCCGGGAGUCCGUCCGGCAGGAGAUCCGGACCGCGAGGGAGCGCUUCAGCGGGAAGGAGCUGAGCCGGGAGCUGGGCCGGAUCCAGAACCGGCUGGACACCGUGGAGCUGCUCAGCCCCGACAUCGUCAUGAACCUCCUGCUGUCCUACCGGGACGUCCAGGACUACGAUGCUGUUAUUAAGCUGGUGGAGACCCUGUCGAACCUCCCCACGUGUCUGGUGGCCACCCAGCAGAAUAUCAAAUUUCACUACAUUUUUGCACUGAACAGGAGGAAUCUGGCGGGCGACCGCGCCAAGGCGCUGUCCAUCAUCCUGCCCAUCGUGGAGUCGGCCGGGCGGGUGCCCUCCGACGUGUACUGCCUCUGCGGGCGCAUCUACAAGGACCAGUUCCUCAGCUCCGGGUUCUCCGACACCGAGAGCCGCGACCUCGCCUGCUACUGGUACGCCAAGGCGUUCGAGGGCGAGCCCACGCUGCACUCCGGCAUCAACAGCAUGGUGCUGCUCAUGGCGGCCGGACACGAGUACGACACGUCCUUCGAGCUGCGCAAGAUCGGGGUGACUCUGAGCAGCCUCCUGGGCCGGAAGGGGAACCUGGAGAAGAUGCAGGACUACUGGGACGUGGGACUUUACCUGGGGGCGAGCAUUCUGGCCAGCGAGCACAAGAAGGUCAUCGAGGCGUCCGAGAAGCUGUACAAGCUCAAAGCGCCGCUCUGGUUUGUGGGGUCCAUCAUGGAGACAUACCUGAUUUACCGGCAGUUUUCCAAGCCGCCCGAGGUCCAGCGGCCGAAGCAGGAGAUGGUGGACUUCUGGAUGGAGCUCAUGCUGCAGACCUGCAAGCCCACGCUUUCCACCGCCCGCUGCCCGGUUCUGGUCCUGGAGCCGACCAAAGAGUUCCAGCCCGCCCUGGUGAGCGUGAGUGAGGAGGACGAUGGCCGAACCGUGCAGAUAAAACACGUCACUACACACAAGAAAGGACUGCACGAGUGGACCUUCCCCGCCGCUGCAAUUCGGGGAGUGAGCGUGUCAAAGUUCGACGGGAGGUGCUGCUUCCUGUACGUGCUGUACAACUCCGACGACUUCCAGCUCUACUUCCCCAGCGAGCUGCACUGCACCGGAUUUUGUGACCUGGUGAACUCCCUGGUCCAACAGAAGGAGGAUCUUGUGGAUGGCACCGGCCAUCUUUGUGAUGGGGAUAUGGAGUACGUGUACGAGACCACUGAGAGCGGGGACAAGGUGGUGCUGGGAAAGGGGACGUACGGAGUGGUGUAUGCUGGGAGGGACCUCAGCAACCAAGUGCGCAUCGCCAUCAAGGAGAUCCCCGAGAAAGACUCCACGUACUCCCAGCCCCUCCACGAGGAGAUCGCUCUGCACAAGCGGCUGCAGCACCGGAACAUCGUCCAGUACCUGGGGUCCGUCAGCCAGGACGGCUUCAUCAAGAUCUUCAUGGAGGAGGUCCCCGGAGGUAGCCUGUCCUCUCUCCUGAGGUCUAAGUGGGGUCCGCUGAAGGACAACGAGGCCACCAUCAUUUUCUACACCAAGCAAGUCCUGGAGGGGCUGAAGUAUCUCCAUGACAACCAGAUAGUUCACAGAGACAUCAAGGGUGACAACGUGCUGAUAAACACUUACAGUGGAGUGCUGAAAAUCUCUGACUUUGGCACCUCCAAGAGACUGGCCGGCAUCAACCCCUGCACGGAGACCUUCACAGGAACCCUGCAGUACAUGGCCCCCGAGAUCAUCGACCAGGGUCCCCGUGGUUACGGGAAGCCGGCGGACAUUUGGUCGUUGGGGUGCACCAUCAUCGAGAUGGCGACGGGAAAACCCCCCUUUCAUGAGCUGGGGAGUCCCCAGGCGGCCAUGUUUAAGGUGGGCAUGUUUAAGAUCCACCCCAAGGUUCCGGAGUGCAUGUCGGAGGAGGCCAAGGAUUUCCUCAUGCGCUGCUUCGAACCCGACCCCGACAACCGGGCAACGGCCUCCGAGCUCCUCAAGCACUCCUUCCUCAAGUCCAGCAGCCGCAGGAAGGCGGCCAAGAUGGCCGCCGAGGUGCCGAAGGACGUCGCUUUGGGUGACUACCACAGGAGCCUGUCUGUACCCAUUGCCAUCACGGUGGAAGACACCAGCGAAGAAGAUAGCGUUGGAAUUGACCUCUUCUGCUCCCUGGACCUGAGGAGGACCAAUCCUGGCGUGCGACUGUGUGACAUCGCAGAGAGCCUGCCCACCAACAGCUUACUGUCGGUGCCAGAUGACCCCUCCCUCGAUAUGGGCAGCCCCUCCUCCACAGAUGAGAACCUGGGCCUCUUCCUCCUGAGGAAGGACAGCGAGAGACGGGCCACCCUGCACAGAGUCCUGACCGAAUACAUCAACACUGUGGUGUCCAACCUCAGGGAGAGCUUGCCGCAGCAGCAGCAAGAGGAGGAGGAGGGGCCCCGCCUCACGCCCGCGCACAUCGCGGAGCUGAUUGGCUGCCUGGGCGAGAACAUCCGCUCCCCGGACAGGAAGAACCUGACCAACAGCCUCCUGAAGCUGCGGUCCGCCCUGCAGUCCGCCGCAGUUCCCCUCGGCAGCCUGCAGGCGGUGCUCUUCAGCUUCCAAGACGCGGUAAAGAAGGUUCUGAGGCAGCAGCAAGUGAAGCCGCACUGGAUGUUUGCGCUGGAUAACCUUCUGAGGCAGGCCGUGCAGGACGCCAUCACUGUGCUGCUUCCAGAUCUGCGGGUCCAGCUGCAGUCUUCCUUCGAUACCGACGACCUGGAGACCAUACCGGAGAGGGCGUCCGGAGCAGAGGAUUCUGGGAGGAUGCCGUCCCUCGACGAGCAGGACCCCCAGCAGCCCGAGGAGGAAGAGGACGUGAUGACGCCGGUCGUGAGCACGGUCAGCUCGGGCAUCCUGAGCGACUUCCAGCUCAGCGUCUGCCCUGCUGUCGAGCAGCUGUUCUCCAUGCGUCAAGAAACCAACAGGUUACUGACCCAACUGAGUGAGAGGGAGGAGGAGUACCAAAAGCUGCUGAGGGAGUCCAUGUUGAAGAGACAGGACGAAAUCUCUACCCUCAGGGUCACAAGUGUGUCGAAACCCAUCGACAUUCCCGGAGCUUCCCCUCGGAGGGAAAAGGAUCCGGAAAGCUCGGCGAUCGCGCGCUGGUUAGAGAACAUUCCGGUGGAUGAAGACACCAUAGCGAGACUGCUGUCUCACAGGUUCACCCUGCCCAGCCUGCUCUACCUGGCCUGCAGAGAUGACCUCAAGUACUGUGGGCUCAGAGGCGGGAUGCUGUGCCGUGUCUGGGCCGCCAUCACGUCUGCGCGGGAGGCCUCCAACGGCUCCCAGGGUCCUCCCGGUGACAGUCGCCAAGACCGUGACCCGUGAACUCUGACACAUGACCUCUGACACGUUGCCCACGAGGUCAAUGCACCUAUACGACAAGGAUGAAGCGUUCAAGUGUCCUUAACUAAUGACUGCUCACCAACACGCGGAAUGCCAGACUUGGGUGUUGAUAGAUGUUGCCAGCUUCAUGAGGAAAGUGUUAAGCCUCGGUGACCUGCGCUAUUUGUACUGUGUCUGCGUGUGUGUGCGUGCGUGUGCGUGUGUGUGCGUGCGUGUGUGUGUGCAUGCGUGCG
Anguilla anguilla (European eel) is the source of this 5111-nucleotide messenger RNA. Its product is annotated as mitogen-activated protein kinase kinase kinase 5. NCBI's taxonomy places the organism in Eukaryota, Metazoa, Chordata, Actinopteri, Anguilliformes, Anguillidae. Gene Ontology annotation, molecular function: MAP kinase kinase kinase activity; ATP binding. The coding region runs from base 841 to 4860 and encodes 1339 amino acids. Gene Ontology annotation, biological process: cellular response to stress; MAPK cascade; protein phosphorylation. The record is from RefSeq and is a predicted model, not a curated record. The transcript has 28 exons.